AUGAAUCUAGUAAACAUUGCGAAACAUCCUCUCUAUUUAACACAAUUGGAAUUUGGCUUUGAAGCUUCAAUACCAAAUGAUGAUGAAAUUUUUGCAUCACAACAAUUAUUCAGAAUUUUAAAAUCAUUUAAAGAUAGUUAUUUUAAUGAACUGUAUACUUAUCAAAGUCUCGAUUUUGAUGAUGAAUACAAUGAAACAACGAAUGAAGAGGACACCACUGAUGAAGAACAAUCAGCUGAUGAAGAAGAUAAUACUACCCAGGAAAAUACAUACUAUUGA
Rotaria sordida is the source of this 279-nucleotide messenger RNA. The record is from the annotation of a GenBank genome assembly. NCBI's taxonomy places the organism in Eukaryota, Metazoa, Rotifera, Eurotatoria, Philodinida, Philodinidae.